GUGGCCUCUUCAGGGGGACUUUAGCAUGUGGCAUUGUUCCAGGAAGCCGGGGCUGGGAGGAGGAGCCUCCCAGCCCCAGCCUCUCGGGACAGUUCCCAAAGUCCAGACACCUCACCUGCUCGGGGCCAGGCGCCCAGGAGCCCUUGCUGCAGGACUGCCAGAGGCAGGGCAAGGGCAGUGACCGUGCUCCACCUCCCCUCCUGCUCAGCCAACCUGCCAGCUAUGCCCAGGCCCUAAGGCCACAGUGGCCCAGGGAAGUGGAGUGAAAAAAGGAAUGUGGCUGCUGAGAGUGGGAUGUUGUUGCUUUUCUACAGAAAGCAAAGAAGUCUUUUUUUUUUCCUUUAGAGAAAUCAGGGCUUGCGAAUCUGUAAGCUAGUGAAGUCUCAAGGUUAAUUCCCAUCCCAGCCCUGGGUCUCUAGAGUGUUGUGCUGCCACCUUUUGAGCUGGGUCGGGCAGGCGGGCUCCAUGGGGGAUGUGUGGGUGGGUGAGGGAGCAGCCAGCCUCUCCUCCAAGUCGGAAAACUGGAUGUUGGCAAAUGAGCUUUGUUUCAGCAGGCUGACUGGAGCUCCCAGGGUUGGUGCUUCUCUACACUGAGAUAACCCAGCUGGAGGGACAGGCUAGUGGGGGUUUAUUCCAGCACAUUUCAGCGCCCUCCCUGUCCUGAUAGGGGAUGGAGCUGUGUCCUGGGCUCUUCAGAGUCCCCUGCUGUGCCUAGCUCUGCACCAAAUAUGUCUCUAUAUACUCAAUAUAUAUUUGAGUGUGCAGAGAAACCUACAUGAGCUGGUAGAAAACCUGUUUGUCUAUUGUAAUUGUCUUGAGGGAGAAAAGAGCUGACCCUAUAGAGAAAGGGAGUCUCUCAUAAGAAGCAAGGACUAAGAAGAGACUCUGAGGCUGUUGCCCUCAGAGACUGUCUUUAGCAAUCCCUCCUGAGAAGCCCUAUGGACAGCUUUACAUUCACAUCCUACCUCCCUUCCUGUUUUCGAUGCUCCAGCUGGCCCAGAGGUGCCACAGGUGCAUCUGCCCCAUUUCAUUGGUGAAGAAGGUGAGUGUGACAACGGGGACAUUAGGGCCAGGCGAGUGGGCGGAGCCACGCCUGCGCAGGGUUGGAGGCUGUCUCUAUUGGAAGUGUUGAUAUUUCUUUCAUCGUGGACUUUUUGGCAUUAAUUUUGAUUUUGAAAAAUAUUGCACUUAAAUAUUAUCUUUGUAUUGGUCAGCUCAGGCUGCCAUAACAAAGUGCCAUAGACUGGGUGGUUUAAACGAUAGGAAUCUCUUUCUCCCAGUUCUGGAGGCUGAGAAGUCCAAGAUCAACGUGCCAACUGAAAAGAAAAAAAAAAAGGUGCCAAGUGAUUUGGUUCCUUGGUGAGGGUGCUCUUCCUGGCUUGCAGAGAGACCCCUUUCCCCUGCAUCCUUACAUGGCAGAAAGAGAGAGAAAGAAAUGCUUGCUCUUCCUCUUCUUAUAAGGCCACUAAUCUCAUCACAAGGGCUCCACCUUCAUGACCUCAGCUAAAUCUAAUUACCUCCCAAAGUCACCAUCACAGUAGGGUAUGAAUUUUUGGGAGGCACAAGCCUUCAGCCCAUAACGAUCCUCAUUACUGAGUCUUUGGUGCCCCUCCCCAUGCUGUGCCUGAGGUAAGUGUCUCACUCACCCCAUCCUAGUCCUGCAUGAUGAGGUUAAACAACUCACCCAAGCGCACGUGGCUAGGGACAGCCACCACUUCCCAGAACUGAGCUUCCAGGUAAGAGGGGAGCAGGAUGACAAGGGGUGAUGACAGGCAGGUGGCGUUGGUGGGUGCCGGCCAGCUGCCUCUCCUGGUGGAGUUCCCCAGACCUCUGGACUUGCAGAUUGCCUCCUUGGAGUCAAAGUCCCAGGAGAUGGCGAAGGAAUGUGAAGUGGAAAAAAUGGACAGUGGAAUCCCCCGCCAACCCAGAAAACCUCUCCACAAAGACAGUUACCAAGAGGGCCCAGGCCACCGGGAGGAACCUGCUCGAUGUCCCCUAUGGAGACGGCGAAGCGGAGAAACUGGACAUCUACUUUCCUGAGGCAGUGUCUGAAGCCUUGCCGUUCCUCGUGUUUUUUCACGGAGGAUACUGGCAGAGCGGAAGUAAAGACUCGUCAGCCUUCAUGGUCAGCCCACUGACAGCACAGGGAGUGGCUGUGGUGAUAGUGGCUUAUGACAUUGCCCCCAAAGGCACCCUGGACCAGAUGGUAGACCAGGUGACCCAGAGCAUCGUGUUUGUCCAGAAACAGUAUCCAGGCAACCAGGGAAUUUACCUGUGCGGACACUCAGCUGGGGCCCACCUCGCCGCCAUGAUGCUCCUGGCCAAUUGGACCGAGCAUGGAGUCACGCCCAACCUCAAAGGCUUCUUCCUGGUGAGUGGGAUCUAUGACCUGGAGCCUGUCAUGCACACCUCUGAGAACGCCCCUCUCCUCACAACCCUGGAGGAUGCUCAAAGGAACAGCCCACAGUGGCGCCUGAAGACAGCCCCGACACAGCCUGUGGAUCCAGCCUGCCGCAUCCUGGUGACCGUGGGCCAGCACGACAGCCCCGAAUUCCACCGACAGUCCAGGGAAUUUUAUCAGACUCUGCGCCGAGGAGGGUGGAAAGCCUCCUUUGAAGAGCUCCAUGAUGUGGAUCACUUUGAAAUCCUUUGGAACCUAACCCAGAAGGACUACGUGCUCACCCAGGUGGGGCGCGUCCCUUCGCCGUGGACAGAACGCGUCCUGCCGUAGCCCCUACACAUUAUUUUGAAAACAGUCUUCCGGGAGUCCUGAUGACACCUGAACCCCCGCCGCCAGCAUGCACCCCGACUUGUGAAACUUCUCCCAAGAGCCCAGCUGCUUCCCAUUCUCGCCGGCCUCAGUUUUCCCUGUGCCCAGCAGCGCCUCCGUUUGUCCACCCACCCCGGCCAGGGUCCAUUCCCCUCACUGCUCUGAACACGCGUGCAACUCUCCAUGGCCUGCCCCUGGCCUGGAUCGAGCGGUUCCAGGGAAGGUCUGGCCCAGGUCCACGCCACGCGUGAUACCCAGAGUCUGGCCCCCAGUCUGCUGAGACGGUGAAACAAAAGUGACAACUCCCAACCAAAAUGAAGAGUAAGAGCUCCCCAAACCAGUUUUUGUUCUGUGUUUUUGUUUCUCUCCUUUGUCUACCCUGUCCUGGGCUCCACCUGACGUCUGGAUUCGUCCCGGAAAGCCCUGGGAUUUUAUCCUUGGGGCUAACACCUCGACUGACAGGACAGUGACAUCCACAGGUAGGACACGCUUCCUCUGCCACUGCUCCCACGCACAGGGGGGUGUGUGCAUUCAGUUCCCAAGGAGCCAGCUGGGUCCACCCACCAUCCACCACACCCCUCUCUCGCCCGCUCUGAAUAGCUAGCAGUUCAAGAAUGAUUGACUAUAGCGAAAAUAGGUAAUAGCCUAAAUAUUCAUCAGUAGGGAGUAAGUACAUCUGAGCAGCCGACCAUCAUUAGAAAGAGGUCUGUGUUUAUAACGGGGGACAUCUCCAAGACAUACUAUUACCUGACAAAGAACAAGGUGCUCAACGAUACUAUGUAGGACCAUCUCAGCAGCAUUACCUUACUCACAAAAUGACAUGUUUCUGUGUGUGCACACGAGUGUGUGAAUGCAGAGAAAAAGUUUGGGGAGGCUCCACACCUAACACCUCUGCUUCCCUCUGGGGAGGGAAGUGGCAUUGGGAACAUGAGGAGGGGGUAUUUGGGCUUUAUCUGGAUUCUUUGGAUCUUUCAGGAUAAGAAUGUAAUGAGGCAAAAAAAAACCCUACUGGGACCUAAUCACAUUUAAAAGCUUUUGCACAGCAAAGAAAACCAUCAACAAAAUGAAAAGACGACCUACUGAAUGGGAGAAAAUAUUUGUAAAUGAUAUGAUCGGUAAGGGGUUAAUAUCCAAAAUAUAUAAACAGCUCAUACAACUCAACAUCAUAAAGACAAACGAGCCUAUUAAAAAAUGCGCAGAAGAACUGAACAGACAUUUUUCCAAAGAAGACAUACAGAGGGCCAACAGGCACAUGAAAAGAUGCUCAACAUCACUAAUCAUCAGGGAAAUGCAAAUCAAAACCACAAUGAGGUAUCACCUCACACCUGUCAGAAUGGCUAUCAUCAAAAAGACCACAAACAAAUGUUGGCAAGGAUGUGGAGAAAAGGGAAUCCUCCUACACUGUUGGUGGGAAUGUGAAUUGGUACAGCGACUGUGGAAAACAGUAUGGAGGUUCCUCAAAAAACUGAAAAUAGAACUACCAUAUGACCCAGCAAUUCCAUUCCUGGAUAUAUACCUGAAGAAAAUGAAAACAUUAAUUCGAAAAGAUACAUGCACCUCAAUGUUCACAACAGCAUUAUUUAUAAUUGCCAAGAUAUGGAAGCAACCUAAGUGUCCAACAACAGAUGACUGGUAAAGAAGAUGUGAUAUAUAUACACACACACACGUAUAUAGACAGAAUGGAAUACUACUCAGCUACAAAAAAAGAAUGAAAAUUUGCCAUUUUCAGCAACAUAGAUGGACUUGGAGGGCAUAAGUGAAAUGAGUCAGAGGAAGACAAAUACUGUGUGUUAUCACUUAUCUGUGGAAUCUAAACAGUAAAACAAAUUAGUGAAUAUAACAAAAAAGAAACAGACUCACAGAUCUAGAGAACAAACUAGUAGUUACCAGUGGGGAGAAGGAAGUUGGGAGGGGCAAGAUAGGGGCAGGAGAUUAAGAGGUAUAAACUAUUAUGCAUAAAACAAAUAAGCUGCAAGGAUAUAUUGUAUA
This is a messenger RNA of Physeter macrocephalus (sperm whale), 4759 nucleotides long. RefSeq names its product arylformamidase (gene AFMID). The transcript is spliced from 10 exons. The record is from RefSeq and is a predicted model, not a curated record. NCBI's taxonomy places the organism in Eukaryota, Metazoa, Chordata, Mammalia, Artiodactyla, Physeteridae. Gene Ontology annotation, molecular function: arylformamidase activity; lipase activity. The coding region runs from base 1766 to 2731 and encodes 321 amino acids.